AAUUGUUACUUCAGGGCCACAGAAUUGUUACUGAGGGACACAGAAUUGUUACUGAGGGCCACAGAAUUGUUACUGAGGGCCACAGAAUUGUUACUCAGGGCCACAGAAUUGUUACUGAGGGCCACAGAAUUGUUACUUAGGGCCACAGAAUUGUUACUAGGGACACAGAAUUGUUACUCAGGGACACAGAAUUGUUACUCAGGGCCACAGAACUGUUACUGAGGGCCACAGAAUUGUUACUUAGGGCCACAGAAUUGUUACUCAGGGGGACACAGAAUUGUUACUCAGGGACACAGAAUUGUUACUGAGGGCCACAGAACUGUUACUUAGGGCCACAGAAAUUAGUAUGUCAGACAACAUGCAGAGGAGUGGCAGAGGAGGCAAUGUUUUAGGAGCGAGCAGACGUGGCAGCAGAGGAAGGGGUCGAGGCAGCA
Messenger RNA from Staurois parvus, 434 nucleotides. Lineage: Eukaryota; Metazoa; Chordata; Amphibia; Anura; Ranidae. The record is from the annotation of a GenBank genome assembly.